AUGGAGGAACUGUCGGGCCUUAUGCGUACGACAUGGAUGUCGAAUAGUAAGAACCAUUUUUUUGGACAAGUGUGCAAUGCAAAAUCUACUCUUGUUGAGUUCAUGACUCAUUACGAAACUGCAAUAGAAAGACAACGUCACACGCACCAGAGAAAUGAUCAUGAAUCUCGAUACAAACGCCCCCAGUUGAAAAGUAAUUAUAAAGUGUUUGAGAGCCAAGCUGCUGCUGUGAUAUACACAAAAAAUAUUUUUUGUGACAUUCAAGCUGAGCUAAUCGGGAUUGGGGAUUGCUUAAAUCAACAUUAUGAAGAGCAGCCCGAUGGGUUUGUUAAGUUCUACAUAAAUGAUUUCCAGCAGCCUUGUAAAUCCUUAUUCGAGGUAAUGUACCGUAAGUCUGAUUGCACCAGCACUUGCUCAUGCAGGCGUUUUGAGCAGUUUGGUUUGCUAUGUAUAUUUUAUGUUUUGAGAAGUCAGGAUAUUAAGGAAUUUCCAAAACAGUGCAUUUUGAAUAGAUGUCGAAAAGAGGCUUCGCCAAAUUGCUCUUCGGAUCAUUCAAUGAGUCGUGAUUUUAUGACCGAGCUUGAUCCCGAUGUGCAAAAUAAGCGGUUUGUUGCUCCUCCUCCUAGUACUAGGGAUAGAUUUGCUGAGAUAACAGGGCAAUAUCAAAACGACAAGAAUCUGAUAAGAGUCCCUGUUGGGUCUAAGUCGAAAGUUUCUAGAUCUUGCAAGCGUUUGAAAUCCAAACAAGAGGAAGCAAUUGAAAAAAUAAAAACAAAAGGGAAGCCCAGGGCGAAAGAAAGACAGUGUAAGAAUUGUAAAGCUUUCGUAUACUACGCAUAUACAUGCAAGAAGGCCCAUGUAAGAACACACAAUAUUGAGAACAAAACUGAAUCUUCAAUAAACGACGUUUUCCCAUCUGUGGCUUUUGAACUAUUUGGCGAUUUAAAUUGA
This is a messenger RNA of Helianthus annuus (common sunflower), 951 nucleotides long. Its product is annotated as protein FAR1-RELATED SEQUENCE 5-like. Gene Ontology annotation, biological process: regulation of DNA-templated transcription. Lineage: Eukaryota; Viridiplantae; Streptophyta; Magnoliopsida; Asterales; Asteraceae. The transcript is spliced from 4 exons. Bases 1 to 951 code for a protein of 316 amino acids. The record is from RefSeq and is a predicted model, not a curated record.